Molecule: messenger RNA, 2191 nt
Organism: Nematolebias whitei (Rio pearlfish)
Lineage: Eukaryota; Metazoa; Chordata; Actinopteri; Cyprinodontiformes; Rivulidae
Gene: plekho1a
Product: pleckstrin homology domain containing, family O member 1a
Exons: 10
Coding region: 105-2069 (654 amino acids)
Biological process (GO): regulation of myoblast fusion
Cellular component (GO): ruffle membrane; muscle cell projection membrane
Source: RefSeq, a predicted model, not a curated record
UACCAGAACCAAAGCUUCCGGUGCUCAGCUCCCACCGGACCGAGCCGGGCGGGUCCGAACCUCCACCCUCACACACCGACCGUGUGAUUGUUCGGUCGGUGAGGAUGAAGAGGAGCAACCAGAGCAGACGGGGCCUUCAGGACUCCGGUCCGCUCGCCGCCCAGCAGCCGGAGAAGGCAGGUUGGAUUCGGAAGUUCUGCGGUCGAGGAAUCUUCAGGGAGCUCUGGAGGAGCCGUUUUGUGGUGCUGAAAGGAGACCACCUCUACAUCUCGGACAAGGAGGUGAAGGACGAGCGUAAAGCGCAGGAAGUGUUUGACCUGGCAGAUUACGAGCGUUCAGAGGAGCUGAGGAAGGCGAAGAGUCGCAGCAAGAAAAACCACAGUCGCUUCACCGUGUUGCGCUGCAGACAUCGAGGAAACCCUGUUCCUAACCUGGUGUUUCUGGCUGUGAGUCCUGAGGAGAAGGAGUCCUGGAUCAACACUCUGAAUGUGGCCAUCGUCCGGGCCAAGAACCGAGUCUUCGAUGAGGUGGCCAUCGAGGAGGACAGCGCUUUGGCUCAUCCCACCAGGGAUCGAGCAAAGAUCCCUCACAGCCGCCGGCUUCCGACCAAAGGACACCUCGUGGCCGUGGCGUCUACGUCCUCUCACGGCAUGCUGACCCUUGACCUGGUCGCAGAGGAGGACGGCUUCUCCUUCGACUACGACCCGGACGAAUCCUGGGAGAACAGCUUCCGGGUCGACCUGCAGAAGGAGGGAGGUCGUCAGAGAUCCGGCACCGAUGUGUCGAAGCUGCGGGUGACGACCAAAGAGCCGAAGGUGAAGACGAGCAGUUUACCCAGGGGGAGCGAGCGGUCCUGGGGCAAACAUCUGGAAGUCCCCAAAGUCCACAAGAACCAGCAGGUCCAGGUCCUUCAGGCACAAUCCCAGACGCCUCAGCCAGGAAAGAGGUUCAGCAUGCAAGGUCGAAGUCGCUGCGCCUCCAUGGACGAAGUCCUCUCCUCCAGGCCUGCGAUGAUUCGCUCAGAGUUUCGCUCUGCUCUUCGUCGCUGCCCGACUGAAGAAGAGGCGGGGAGCGGGGCUUCGCCGCAGCCGGUGGGUCAGCUGCAGAGCCUCAUCGCUCAGAGGAUGCAGAGAGCUCAGGAGCUGCUGGAGGAGAUGAGACUGCAGGAGCUGCAGAAGGCCAGAGCUGAGCGGGAACGAGGAGGAAGCUCAUCGUACCUGAAGGGCAUCGAAUCUCCUCGGCUUCAUCACCUCAGGGGCUCCGACUCUCCUCAUUCCAGCAGGUCUUCAGGAUCUCCGAGGAGCAGGAGCAGUGACUCCCCUCGCCUCCGGGGGAAAGACUCUCCUCGUCUGAGAGGAAGAGAGUCUCCUCGAUCCAAAGCCAAGAGGAACCGCUCCAAAGGGGCAGACUCUCCUCGCUCCAGGGGGUCCCACUCGCCUGCAGCUAAAGCCUCCGACUCUCCUCAGCUGAAGGAUUCGCCUCAUCUGAGCUGCUCUCCUCGAUCAAAGAGCUCGGACGCCGUCCGCUCACCAAAACUCAAGGGCUCGUCCAUCGCCUUGUCCAACAAACAGGAUGACUCUCCUGCACAGAAGAGCCUAGAAACUCCUCCGUGUCCCAAAGGGUCCAGCUCCUCUCAGGUUAAAAGAACCGAGUCACCGCAGGACAGCAAGACCGACUCCCCCCUUCAGGGGAGCGUUGAGGAGUCGCAGAGUCAGAAUUCUCCAAAUGAGUCUGGAUCCUCUGAUUCCUCGCAGCCCAAGUCCCCUAACAAGCAUCCGCCCGCCACGCAGCUGUCAGAGGAAGACCUGGGGGUGGAGCGGCGGCGUGCUGAGGCCGAGCGCCUCCUGGAGGAGGCCGUGUCGUCGUGGAAAGAAGCGCAGGAGGUCCUGCAGGAGGUGAAGGAGCUGCAGAGCCAGACGCUGAGGCGUCAGCGUAGGAGGACCUACGAGAAGAUGAGGACGUCAGCGACGACAGCCUUACUGUCCACAGCAACUGCAGCGGCGGAGGAGGACGACACACCGGCCUCACCAACGUCCCCCGAGGACGAAGACGAAUCUGAGACGCCUUGACAAAGACUGAAUCUUCUCAGAGGAGGUAGCGACGUUCUUCAGCUUACGCACACACAGGAUUCAUUUACAGCCCCCGUUAUGAAACGGUGGAGACGUUUUAUAAAAUGUAAAUACAAACAGAA